This is a messenger RNA of Daphnia pulicaria, 4043 nucleotides long. RefSeq lists its product as uncharacterized. The transcript is spliced from 2 exons. The record is from RefSeq and is a predicted model, not a curated record. The coding region runs from base 702 to 4028 and encodes 1108 amino acids. NCBI's taxonomy places the organism in Eukaryota, Metazoa, Arthropoda, Branchiopoda, Diplostraca, Daphniidae.
CGAUUUGAUUGUAUUAAUUUUAUUGCAUGUCCAGAUGGCGUUACAGACCGCUUUUAUUGUUUUAGGCCGUUGGCCCUCUAAUUGUUGCAUAGAGGGCAGGCCUGUAGUCAUUGAGUUUUAGGCCUGAAAUUACGGCCGUUUAGUAAUCGUCUGUAGCUGUCAGUUGACAUAUUGCGUCUUGACUUUUACUCUUCUUUGAUGUGAAUCUUUUGUGCUUUUCCGUGGUUUUUAAAGGGUAACUUAAUGUUUUAAUUGUUUGUUGAAUUCCCCUUUUAUAUAUUUGUUAAUUUUAAAGAUAAGGAUUGCCCGGAAUUUCAUGUUGCCUGUCUGUAGACUUGAAUUGAGGUGCAUGAGAAGCACAUGUGGAAUUGACACUAUUUGUCUUCCCAUUGAGUUGAAAAGGCCUGCGUUGCAGGAUUGAGUAUUGACUCACCCAAGCCUGGUCACUUCCAGGUAUUCGUAAAGUGUUGUUCAUGUGAUUUGUGUCAUUAUCUUAAUUGUAUUUGUAUCGUAUAGGAUUGGUGAUAGCUUUUGAAUUGUUGUUUUGACACAGUGUGCCUUACACACACACUUUGACGUGUUUUGAAGUGAAAUACAGUCCACUUCCUACCACCGAGCUACCAUCUGGUCCUUCGAACCGGAGCUUUGAAUCAAAAUUGAAUUGACCUUAGACUGACCUUGAUUCGAAGCCUUGAUUGAAAAUGGCCAACCCUCCAGUAUCAACAUGGACAUUGGAUGCCUGCAAAGGACGACAAAAGGUUGUCCGUUCCCGCAUCACUGGCUGUCACACUCGCAUCAACCACAUCGUGACAACUGGUUUAUCUCGUCGUGAUGCUGAGAAGCUUCUAGCUGACGCAAGAGUCCUUUUGGGCGAAUUGGAAACGAUUCACGAUCGCGUUAUCGAGUUGGUAGACGACAACGACGUCUUGACCCAACAAAAUAAUCAACAUCAGCUGUAUGCCCAAACCAUCGACAAAUGCUCAGCUUUAGUGGAAGAUUAUCUGCUCCUACGCCGAGACGACGCUUCAUCAGUUGCUGUCGAGACCCCAGACCAGAUUGCACGUCGACAGGCAUUGGAGACCGCAUAUCAGCGUCUACGAGAUGCCCGAGCAGAAGUCGCAGCUGCUGAACAGGCCAUCAUUGAUCUAGGAGGAGAUGUUUUGCCUACAGACGGAUCGGAGUUGAACCCAUCCGACUCCGCGUCGAACGUCGGUGACAAGCCGACCAAGAAGAUUGAAUUUUAUCCAGCGGAAGCCCCUGAUGCUUGGAUUGAUACGUAUCUAGCCGGAAAGGAGAGACCGAUUGUUCGUGAGAAGGGAGCCAAAUCUUCGGUCAACGUUCAGCUGGAGGUUUAUACGGGCCGCGCACUUGAUUGGUUCUCUUGGAUAAGUAUGUGGUUCGCGCUGGUCCACAUUACGAGCAAGACUCCGAGCGAGAAGCUGGCCAUAUUGAAAAAUUAUUUGAAGGGCGACCUAGCUGACAUCGUACAUGGCCAUGGAGGAGGGGAAGCUGGAUACAAGGAGGUUCUACAGCGAUUGAAGAGCACGUGCGGGAGUCGGAAGGUGAUUCGAGCGGCCCAUCUGCGGGAAUUGGAUCGGAUGGAGGCGCCGCGUAAUGACCCGCAGUCUUUCAAACGCUUUUCAGAACGUGUGCGAACUCAUCUCUUCAACCUGUCGGUGAUUGGUGAGACGGGCCACGUUGACAUCAUCGAGAGACUGUCCCUCAAGCUGCAGCUUACCGAUCGUUUGGCCUGGAACAAUGGACGGGGAGGCGAAAUCGAUAAUCGGAACAUCAACGAUUUUGGCCGCUGGUUGACGGCUAGAGCAACGGACUAUCAGAAUGCUUAUGCAAUUGCGGAUGACCAGCAACGGCCGGCGAACGGAGGAAAUAGGAACGACCGCCCACAACAAGCCCAGGUGCCAAAUAGAUUCCAGCAACCACAGCAGCAGAGAAGAAGUGCACGCACUUAUCAUGGAGCAUCAAGCUCCCAGAAGAAUCAUGGCUCGACUGAGCAGAAAGAGAAGAAACCGACUGAACCACACUGCUUUAAAUGUGAAGGAUCGCACCGCCUUGAAGACUGUACCUUUUUCAAGGACCUUCCCAUCAGUGAUAGACUGACCUUUACACAACGUCGAGGAUUGUGUUAUGGCUGCUUCGGCGUCCGGCAUGGCUUCAUGAAUUGCACACUCAAGAAGGAGUGUGGCAUCGACGGAUGUAAGCUGUCCCAUCACAAACUUCUCCACAAGGAGAAUGGUCCGGUAGAAAGGAAUGCCCGGCCUCACACUCUACGUUCCGACCGACGACAAAUUGCUUUCAAGAUGCUCCGCCUGGACGCGCUCGACGCCGACGGGGAGAUGGUGCCUGUGAACAUUUUGAUGGAUGAUGGAAGCGAUUCAACUCUCAUUCGCGAGGGGCUGACGCGUCGACUCCGGCUUACUGGCCAGCGGCAGACCUUAUUUGUAGGUGGCGUCGGUGAAGAAUCUUCCGUCCAUGUAAAUUCAGAGUACCUGGAGUUGCAGUUAAGGACGUCGGCGGGAGAAACAGUGUCGAUCCAGGGAUCUACUAUCCCCUCCAUCACCAAGCCAGUACCGGUUAUGGAGUGGGAGAAACUACGUGGACGAUGGAGCCAUAUGGAAGACUUGCCGCCGCUUCGAGACUGUGGUGGACGUGUCGACAUAUUGAUUGGCUUGGACCAUGCCGCACUUAUCACAGCGAGUGAAUCUCGAUUCGGAAAAGAUGACGAGCCGACCGCUUCCAAGACUAGACUGGGAUGGACACUGCAAGGAGCGGUAGCGACCAGUGGUGGACCCGAUAUUGUCCGGAUUCAUCAUGUGCAGACCUCAGCUGAUUCCACUCUUCAACUCGCCGAACAGGUCCGACGGUUUUGUGAUACGGAGUCAUUUGGCACCGAAUUCCAAUCGGAAUGCAUGUCGGCUGAACAUCGGAGGGCGGUGACCAAAUUGGAAGCGGAGACUGAAAAGCUGGACGUAGGAUAUGCAGCCCCGGUUCUUUGGAUUGACGACAUCCCUCCUGAGAUUCCCGAUAGCCGCCGCACGGCGGAAUUAAGAAUGAAGAGUAUGCAGAAUAAAUUUGCCCGCGAAUCAGGAGACUACGAGACCUACUACCGUGCAGCCAUGGAGAAAAACUUUAGCGAAGGCUACGCUAGACGGCUCACGCCGGAAGAAAUCCAGCAGAGCCCGACGAAGUAUUUUCUCCCGCACUUUGGAGUGCCAAAGAAGGCUGGGCGGCCUGAGUUACGUCUCGUAUUCGAUGCUGCUGCAAAGUCGAACGGCAAAUGUUUAAAUGACUUUGUCACCAGUGGUCCGGCGCUGCAGAACCCCUUACCGGCCGUGUUGAUCCGUUUCCGGGAAGGAGAGAUUGGCUGGUCAGCCGAUAUUGGCGCAAUGUUUAGCCGGAUUCGUUUGAAGGAUGCUGACCGUCCGUACCACCGAUUCCUAUGGCCCGAAGUGGAUGGAACCAUAUCGACAUGUGAGAUGACCAGAGUGACUUUCGGUGUAACGUGCUCGCCCUACGUCGCCAUACGAACCACUUGGCGCGCAGCAGACGAUGCUGGACCGGAAAUGAAGGAGGCGGCCGAUGACGUGCGAGAAGACAUCUACGUCGACGAUUACCUGGCCUCGACUAGCAGACUUGAGGAUGCCGUAAGGAGAGCCACCGGUGUAAAUAAGGUCCUAGCAGACGGCGAUUUCCACCUGGGGCACUGGGUGUCCAAUAGCAGCCAGCUUUUAUCAGCAGUCCAGCCGGAUUCGGACAAUGGGACCACUGUCAAGACCCAAGUGCGCAGCAUUAGUGAUGACCCAGAGUUGAUCCUUGGAAUUGUGUGGAAUCCUUCGACUGAUCAUCUGGGAUUCCGAGUGAAAGUGUCCAGUGUGAAUUACACCAGAGUGGGGUUACUUGCCCAAGUGGCUGGUUUGUUCGAUCCCUUGGGCACGGCCGCCCCGAUGACUGUUAAAGCCAAGAUUAAAUUGCGGGAAUUGGGCGUGAAAGGACUUCAGUGGGAAGAUUAAGUGGUUGGUGACGAA